AUGCCAGGAAGGAACCUGCAGGGUGUGUGUCGGCGAUGGCGCCGCUUCGUUCCCCGGAUUGAGAUGAACCUAACCUACAGUCCGAGUUUAGUUUUACAUGUUGCUAUCUAUGCCUUUGCCUUGUUGUAUCAUAAGUAUGACCCAAUCUUUUUUCACUCCAUUGGAAACUCAUGUUUUAUUUGCCUGGAUGGGAUGCUCGUUAAUGGAAAUGACAAAGGAAUAUCAAAAAUUGUAUUCAGGUCUUGCAACAGGAGAGAUCAACCUGGCCCUUUAAGAAUGAAUGGCAGUACAUGGUUAAUAUCAGAAAUUCACAAUCCACCAGUUAUAGGACAGUAUGUUGACAAUUGUCCAGACAGUAAGUUGACCUGCCCGGGCUUUUGA
Grammomys surdaster is the source of this 381-nucleotide messenger RNA. It is a transcript of the gene Setd9, whose product is annotated as SET domain containing 9. Lineage: Eukaryota; Metazoa; Chordata; Mammalia; Rodentia; Muridae. The record is from RefSeq and is a predicted model, not a curated record.